ACCCUGAAUUAGGGCUUUUCCCGCCCUUAAUUACCCCUCUUCUCUUGCUGCUCCUCGCCUCGCAUUCCCUUCACCCCAACGCAGCAGAAAUCUCUUCAUCCUUCAGCAAUGGUUUCUGCCAAGCAGCUCUUGUCAGCAAUCGAAGCGGCGCUGCUGGCGCGGACUCCGCCUCCGGCUGCCCAGAGGGUCGAGCUGAUGCACGCCAUCCGCCUCUCGCUCCCUUCCCUCAAAUCUCUACUCUCCUACCCGGCUCCAAAAGCGUCAGACAGAGCUCAAGUCCAGUCCAAAGAAGUGAGACUGCCGGAUUCCCCGCCAAUCUCUCUCGAUGAUCAAGAUGUUCAGAUAGCUUUAAAGAUGAGCGACGAUCUCCAUCUCAAUGAAAUAGAAUGCGUGCGCUUGCUAGUGUCUUCCAAUCAAGAGUGGGGAUUGCUAGGUCGUGACCCAUUAGAUAUUUAUCGUCUUGGUGUAGGACUUUGGUAUAUGGAGAGAAGAGAUCUACUUACAUCACUUUACAUGCUAUUGAGGGCUACUGUUCUUGAUCAGGGUCUCGAGGGUCUUGAAGCUGAUCUUGUUGCAGAAAUUCAAAGUUAUUUAGAAGAUCUCAUUGCUUCUGGACUUAGAAAGCGGUUUAUUUCACUCAUAAAGGAACUGAAAAGAGAAGACCCUACAGGUGUAGGAGGCCCCAAUUCUGAGAGCUACAUUCUUGACUCGAGGGGUGCUUUGGUGGAGAGAAAAGCUGUAAUUUCUAGGGAAAGGCUCAUUCUUGGUCAUUGCCUUGUUCUUUCAAUUUUGGUUGAGCGUGCAAGCACUGAAGAUGUUAAAGAUAUACUUUUCGCUUUAAGAGAAUGUGCUAUGGAAUACACUGGGGCCACAGAUACCAUGAAGCAUCAGAUAAUAUACAGCCUUCUAUUCUCUAUUGUCAUUGCUUUCAUAUCAGAUGCUUUGAGUGCAACACCUGACAAAGUGUCAGUCUUAUCUCACGAUGCUUCAUUUAGGCAUGGUUUUAAUGAGAUUGUGAUGGCUACGGGAAAUGAUCCUUUAGUUGAAGGUUUUGUUAAUUGUGUAAGGUUUGCAUGGGCUGUACAUUUGAUGUUGGUGCAAGAUGGAAAUGAUAUGAAAGAGAUAACAACUAGUACUCCUUCCAAUGAUAUGAAAAGUAUUUUCUCAUGCUUGGAAGUUAUUUUUGCCAAUAAUGUCUUCCAAUUUUGGCUCGAUAAGGUUCUCAGAUCUGCAGCUUAUCAGAAUGAUGAUGAGGAUAUGGUCUAUGUCUACAAUGCUUAUCUUCACAAGCUAAUGACAUGCUUUCUUUCACAUCCACUUGCCAGGGACAAGGUCAAAGAAACAAAAGAGAAGGCUAUGGCCAUGCUGAGUCCAUACCGUGCUGCUGGCACUCAUAACCAGAUGAUAGAAAGCGGUGCCCAUCCCCAAGAAACUUCUGAAAUUGCAUCACAACCUUUUGUCUCUCUUUUAGAGUUUGUCAGUGAAAUAUAUCAGAAGGAACCUGAAUUACUCUCUGGUAAUGAUGUUAUUUGGACAUUUGUUAAGUUUUCUGGUGAGGAUCAUACCAAUUCUCAAACGCUCGUGGCGUUCUUGAACAUGCUAAGUUCCUUGGCUUGUACUCCAGAGGGCGCUUCCAAAGUUUUUGAGUUGCUUCAGGGGAAAAUAUUUCGCUCUAUUGGGUGGAGUACUUUAUUCGACUGUUUGUCUAUUUACGAGGAAAAGUUUAAGCAGUCUUUUCAGACACCUGGGGCAGUAUUGCCAGAGUUUCAAGAAGGCGAUUCCAAAGCACUAGUUGCGUAUUUGAGUGUUCUGAAAAAGGUUGUGGAAAAUGGAAAUCCCAGUGAAAGGAAGAACUGGUUUACUGAUAUCGAGCCACUGUUCAAACUCCUCAGUUAUGAGAAUGUUCCUCCUUAUCUCAAGGGUGCUUUGCGCAAUGCCAUUGCUACAUUUGUUCAUGUAUCUCCUAUUAUGAAAGAAACAAUUUGGAGGUUCUUGGAGCAGUAUGACUUACCUGUUGUUGUUGCACCCAAUGCUGGAUACACUGGACAAACUAUGGAGACACAGGUGUAUGAUAUGAGAUUUGAGCUGAAUGAAAUUGAAGCUCGAAGAGAGCAAUAUCCUUCCACUAUCUCCUUCAUCAAUCUAUUAAAUACUCUUGUUUCUGACGAACAGGAUGUCAGUGAUAGAGGUCAUAGAUUCAUUGGCAUCUUCAGAUUUGUAUAUGAUCAUGUAUAUAGCCCAUUCCCACAGAGAGCCUAUGCAGAUCCUUCUGAGAAGUGGCAACUAGUUAUAGCUUGUCUUAAGCAUUUUCAGAUGAUGUUGAGCAUGUAUGAUGUAGGAGAAGAAGAUAGUGAUGCUUUUGUUGACGAAUCUCAAAAUUCAUCGGGGCGACAGUCUUAUCCAAUUCAUAUGCAGCUUCCAGUUGUUGAAAUUAUGAAGGAUUUUAUGAGUGGGAAAACCUUGUUUCGGAAUGUAUUGGGGAUUGUUUUACAAGGAGUGAAUUUUCUAAUCACAGAACGUACAAAUCAGAUUCACGGGCAGCUCCUUGAAAAGGCUGUCCUGCUUUGUUUGGAAAUUGUGGUUCUUGUUAUGGAAAAAGAUUCAAGUGUUUCUGACUUCUGGCGCCCCCUGUAUCAGCCUUUGGAUGUCGUUCUCUCUCAAGAUCAUAGUCAAAUUGUAGCUUUACUUGAAUACGUUCGAUAUGAUUUUCAGCCGCAGAUUCAGCUAUGCUCCAUUAAAAUAUUGAGUAUUCUAAGUUCUCGUAUGGUUGGGCUCUCCCAGUUGCUCUUGAAAUCUGGUACUGCUAGCACCUUGAUUGAGGAUUAUGCUGCCUGCUUAGAGAUGCGGUCUGAAGAGUGUCAAAUAUUUGAGGACAGUGGUACAGAUCCUGGUGUCCUAAUUAUGCAACUUCUUAUCGACAAUAUCAGUAGACCAGCUCCAAAUAUCACUCAUCUAUUGCUUAAAUUUGACAUUGAUGGCCCGGUUGAGAGGACAUUGCUUCAACCAAAGUUUCAGUACAGUUGUUUGAAGGUCGUUCUUGGAAUUCUGGACAAACUUUUGAUUCCAGGUGUCAAUGCUUUGCUUCAUGAGUUUGGCUUUCAGCUCCUUUAUGAACUUUGCGUGGAUCCAUUGACUUCUGCACCUCUUAUGGAUUUGCUGUGUACCAAGAAGUACCAGUUUUUUGUUAAGCAUCUGAGUUCAAUUGGUGUUGCUCCCCUUCCAAAGAGCAGCCAGGCGCUUCGAAUCAGCUCACUUCAUCAGAGAGCCUGGCUGUUGAAGCUUUUAUCUGUAGAAUUACACUCAGCAGACAUACUAGAUCGCAAUCAUCAUGAAGCCUGCCAAAGUAUUCUCACUGAGUUGUUUGGCCAAAGACAUGCGGAAUAUGGCAUUGAUCUCGAUGGAUCCAAUUAUAUCCUUCAUAAUGACUCACAAAUUGGAGCAAAUGGUCCCAUUAGUAAGAGUAAGGUGCUCGAGUUGCUUGGUGUUGUCCAGUUUGAGUCGCCUGAUAUCACUUUGAAGUCGUCGCAGUUUGUUUCUAGUGCAAAAUACUCAUCCCUGGCUGAGGAUAUCCUCUCCAGCGCAACUACAUCAGGAAGGAGUGUCUAUUACAGUUCUGAACGUGGAGAUCGCCUUAUUGACCUAGAAUCUCUUAGAGAUAGACUAUGGCAGAAAUUCAAUUUGUACGAUGCCCAGUCAAGUACUUUUCAGGGUGAAGCUGAGUUGAACGAAAUAAGGGAAGCUAUUCAACAACUUUUAAGAUGGGGAUGGAAAUACAACAAGAACCUUGAGGAACAAGCUGCACAGCUACAUAUGUCAACAAGCUGGUCGCAGAUUGUUGAGAUAGCUGCAUCCCAAAGGAUCUCAUUUCUUGAGAAUCGAUCUGAUAUACUAUUCAAGUUACUAGAUGCUACCUUGAACUUCUCUGGUGCUCCUGACUGUUCCCUGAAGAUGGCUCAGAUAUUAACCCAGGUUGGUCUCACUUGCAUGGCAAAACUGCGUGAUGAGAGAUUUGUCUUCUCUAGUGACUCAACAUCUGAUACCGUCACAUGCCUUGACAUUAUCAUGAGCAAACAAUUAUCUAAUGGAGCUUGCCGCUCUAUUUUAUUCAAGCUAAUCAUGGCAAUUCUUAGACAUGAAUCUUCAGAAGCACUGAGAAGGCGCCAAUAUGCAUUGCUUCUUAGCUAUUUCCAGUAUUGUCAGCACAUACUUGAUUCCGAUGUUCCGGCAACAAUUUUGCAGUUCUUGUCUGAAAAUGGACAAGAAGAUGAAGAAUUCGAUCUUGAAAAGAUUGAUAAAGAUCAAGCUGAAUUAGCUCAUGCAAACUUUUCAAUCCUCAGAAAGGAAGGCCAGCCUAUUCUUAAUCUGGUUAUAAAAGAUGCUACACAAGGCAGUGAAUCCAUAAGGACUAUAUCAUUGUAUGUCCUGGAUGCACUCGUCCGUGUAGAUCAUGAUAAGUUUUUCUUGAGCCAACUUGAGACUAGAGGUUUCUUAAGGAGUUGCUUCACGAGCAUAAGUAAUUUUUCUUGUCAGGAUGGUGGGUUUUCAUUAGAUUCUAUGCAGCGCCUCUGUACUCUUGAAGCAGAACUUUCUUUGCUUCUGAGAAUAAGCCAUAAAUACGGGCGACUGGGUUCUCAGCAUUUAUUUUCUAUGGGAUCUCUUCAGCACAUUGCUUCUUGCAGAGCUCUACAUCUUCCUGUUAAGGGAAAUAUUCGGCGCCUUGACAACAAGUUUGGGAAGAAUUCUUUUGAUGUUGAUAAACAGCGAAUGGUGAUUGCUCCUACGCUGAGAUUUUUGUUUUCGAUAACUUCACUGGUUGAUACGUCUGAGUUCCUUGAGGUGAAGAAUAAAGUGGUUCGUGAAAUCAUAGAAUUCAUUAAAGGUCAUCAACUACUGUUUGAUCAAAUCCUCCAGGAAGAUCUUUCAGAUGCCAAUGAACUUACAAUGGAAAUAAUCAACCUCGUUGUGGGUAUACUUAGCAAGGUUUGGCCAUACGAGGAGAGUGACAAAUAUGGAUUAGUUCAAGGGCUAUUUGGAAUGAUGAGUUCUCUCUUUUCUCGUGACAUUUUCUCAUCAAUACAAUCUGUGCGAUCAGAGAACUUGCAGAAAGCUGAUGUUAGUAUAUCCCGUCUCUCCUUUAGUUUGAGCUCUUACCUUUAUUUUCUUGUUACAAAGAAGUCUCUAAGGCUGCAGGUUUCAGAUGUUGCUACUGCUUCUGCAUCCCAACAGCCUACACUUGCUUUACUAGCUACUUUCCUUAGUAUCCUAGCUUCUGCACUUGAAAAAGCUGCUGAGGAAAAAUAUUUGUUGCUCAACAAGAUUAAAGACAUCAAUGAGUUAUCAAGACGAGAAGUUGAUGAAAUCAUCAAUUUAUAUGUAUCCCAAGAUUAUUCUCCAUCCUCUGAAAGUAUCCAAAAAAGGAGGUAUAUUGCAAUGGUGGGUAUGUGCCGGAUCGUUGGACACAGGAGUCAGCUUAUCAUGCUAUUGCUUCUGCUAUCACAAAAUUUGAUGAACAUCAUCCUUGUUCAUUUUCAAGAUAGUUCAAAUGCUCAUGAUUAUAGACACUCUCAGAAGGCAAUCACAUAUGACUCCUCUCUGGAUGAUAAAGAGGACAUGCUUUCGCUUUGUGGAGAACUAGUUUCAGUUCUUGAGAGACUUGAAUCGCUGAGUGAGGACAAAACAGGGAACAGCCUUGAAGUUUUCCGUCGGUUAGCCCGAUCACUGAAGGAAAUGUCACUUCAGAAGCAAUAUCUUCUUGAUGUUUAAGGGUGUGUUACUCAGUCUUUUCUUUGUAUGUCAAACGUGGGAAGGCAUUCUUCUUUGUGUUUAUCCCAUCUCCUUCAAUCGAAUUGAAUAACUUUGUAUGGCUUUAUAUGAAUCAAAUGUAGAUUUGAGCAUCUAUUUAUGUAACGUUGUAUUGGUUUAUAGUGUAGAAUGAGAGCCCCUUCCAGU
Molecule: messenger RNA, 5949 nt
Organism: Salvia hispanica
Lineage: Eukaryota; Viridiplantae; Streptophyta; Magnoliopsida; Lamiales; Lamiaceae
Product: nuclear pore complex protein (DUF3414)
Cellular component (GO): nuclear pore
Source: RefSeq, a predicted model, not a curated record